GCGGUAGGAAGCGUUAAAUGUGCGUGGAAAAUGUCGAAUCCGGGCGGUAGCAGGAGGAACGGGGCCAUGAAGAUUCGUUUGACGAUUUUAUGUGCCCGUAAUCUUGCCAGAAAAGAUCUGUUUCGCCUUCCGGAUCCUUUUGCUAAAAUAACUGUUGAUGGUUCGGGUCAAUGUCAUAGCACUCAUACGUGUAAGGCAACUUUAGAUCCCAUGUGGAAUCAACAUUAUGACUUAUACAUUGGCAAGGAUGAUGGCAUUACUAUAUCAGUAUGGAACCAUAAAAAGAUUCAUAAAAAGAAAGGUGGAGGAUUUUUGGGAUGUGUAAGAAUAUUAUCCAAUACAAUUCAAAGACUCAAGGAUACAGGAUAUCAGAGAUUAGAUCUCUGCAAAGCACAUUCAGAUGAUACAGAUGUAGUUAAAGGAGAAGUUGUUGUAUCUCUUUUAUCGCGAGAUGGUCAUAAUGGUGCUGUGAGCAAUACAGUAGGUCAUAAUGCUGUUGUUGAUGUACUUGGAGAUCUAAGUUGUCCAACUGAUUUACCAGAUGGAUGGGAAGAAAGAAGAACUCCGAAUGGACGACUUUAUUACGUUAAUCAUUAUACGAGAACUACACAGUGGAUUCGUCCAAAUGCGCGACCUAAUAAUGGUAUUAUACCUACUACACCUGAACCACCACCGUUACCUUCUUCUGAACCUACUUCUCCCAGUGGCAGUGGAAGUCCUCCUAAUAUAAGACCUGAAAGUCCUACUAGAUGUACACCCGAAUGGAAUGGAGAUGGAACGCCUAGUAGAACGCCUAGUAGAGAUAGUUCUGCCCCAAAUACACCGAGAAAUACACCAACUCAACAGCAAAACAGAAAUCAACACAAUGCAAGAAAUAUAACGCCAGCAUCGUCAAGAGAACGACGACCUGUGCGAGCAGGCGACGAACAAAAUGGCAAUCAAAGUGGAAAUGUUAGGUCAGACCGUGGCAUUAGUAAUGCUCAACCACGAAGGCCUAAUCGGAGUAAUAGAAAUAGGAAUAGCGUAAUGGUUAAUAACGAGAGGAGGUACGAUCCUCCGCAACCACCAGAUUUACCGAGGGGCUAUGAAAUGAGAAAAACACAGCAAGGUCAAGUAUACUUUUAUCAUGUACCAACUGGCUCGUCUACUUGGCAUGAUCCUAGAAUACCUCGCGAUCUACCAGCGAAUGAAUUGGCAAAUGAACUUGGACCACUACCGAGCGGGUGGGAAAUGCGACAAACCCAAAGCGGUCGUGUUUAUUUUGUGGAUCACAACAACAGAACUACACAAUUUACUGAUCCUAGAUUAUCAAGUCAGAUCAUAACUAAUUUAUUAAAUAGGCGACAAAAUAGUACAACUAAUCAAACUACGAGUAGUUCAAACAAUUCAACUACAACUGUAAGUGAACCUGCAGAAGCAGACACACCUGCAUCGCCAAGUAUUCAAUGCAAUAUAGUUCAACAAAGGCCAAGAAUAGAAAAUGGAAGUAAUAACAAUUCCCCAACGUUGGAAAAUACAUCACCUCAGAGUGCUCAAACUGUAUCGGAAUUGCCCAAGGAACUAAUGGACAAUGAACUUCUGCCGAAAUAUAAGCGGGAUUUAGUGGCAAAAUUGAAGUGUUUAAGAGCAGAAUUGAAUGCUCUUCAGCCUCAAAGUGGACAUUGUAGGCUUGAAGUAUCAAGGAAUGAAAUAUUUGAAGAGUCAUACAGAUUAAUUAUGAAAAUGCGGCCAAAAGAUAUGCGUAAAAGACUUAUGGUAAAAUUCCGCGGCGAAGAAGGUCUCGAUUAUGGUGGAGUAGCACGGGAAUGGUUAUAUUUAUUGUCGCACGAAAUGUUAAAUCCACAAUAUGGACUUUUCCAAUAUUCGAGAGACGAUAAUUAUACACUUCAAAUCAACCCAGAUUCGGGAAUAAAUCCAGAACAUUUGUCGUACUUCCAUUUUGCUGGCAGGAUAAUAGGAAUUGCUGUUUUUCAUGGUCAUCACAUAGAUGGUGGUUUUACAACCCCAUUUUAUAAAAUGUUGCUUAAUAAAGCAAUUACUCUUACUGAUAUAGAAGGAGUUGAUCCAGAAUUACAUAGAAGUCUCACGUGGAUGUUAGAGAAUAGUAUAGAUGGAGUAUUGGAUGCUACAUUUUCAGUAGAACAUAGUAGUUUCGGAGUGUUGAAAAAUCAUGAACUAAAACCAGGUGGCAAAGACAUUCCUGUAACUGAAGAAAAUAAAAAGGAAUACGUCCGAUUAUACGUAAACUAUCGCUUUAUGCGAGGAAUUGAGCAACAGUUCCUGGCACUACAAAAAGGAUUCCACGAACUAAUUCCACCUCAGUUACUAAGACCAUUUGAUGAAAGAGAGUUAGAAUUGGUUAUCGGUGGGUUAGGAACUAUUGAUAUCAACGAUUGGAAAAUGCAUACACGACUAAAACAUUGUACACCUGAUACACCAGUAGUAAAAUGGUUUUGGCAAAUAGUGGAAUCUUACGGGGAAGAAAUGAGAGCUCGAUUACUUCAGUUUGUUACUGGAAGUUCCCGAGUUCCCUUGCAAGGUUUCAAAGCUUUACAAGGAUCAACAGGAGCUGCGGGUCCACGUCUAUUUACAAUUCAUGCUGUUGAUGCACCGUCUGAAAAUUUACCAAAAGCGCAUACCUGUUUCAAUAGAAUAGAUAUUCCAGAAAGUUAUCCAAGUUAUCAAAAGAUGCUUGAUAAACUUACACAAGCAGUUGAAGAAACUUGUGGUUUCGCUGUUGAAUAAUAGGAAAUAUUCAUCGACAGAUUUUACUGUCGUUAAAUUAAAAAUUAACUUUUGAAAUACCAAGAGAUGUUAU
Molecule: messenger RNA, 2818 nt
Organism: Habropoda laboriosa
Lineage: Eukaryota; Metazoa; Arthropoda; Insecta; Hymenoptera; Apidae
Gene: Smurf
Product: E3 ubiquitin-protein ligase SMURF1
Exons: 13
Coding region: 31-2745 (904 amino acids)
Biological process (GO): ubiquitin-dependent protein catabolic process; negative regulation of BMP signaling pathway
Molecular function (GO): ubiquitin protein ligase activity; protein binding
Source: RefSeq, a predicted model, not a curated record